Aplosporella prunicola CBS 121167 is the source of this 1329-nucleotide messenger RNA. RefSeq lists its product as uncharacterized. The record is from RefSeq and is a predicted model, not a curated record. The transcript has 2 exons. Lineage: Eukaryota; Fungi; Ascomycota; Dothideomycetes; Botryosphaeriales; Aplosporellaceae. The coding region runs from base 1 to 1329 and encodes 442 amino acids.
AUGGCUCCUUCCCUCUUAACCUCCGCUCGCUUGGCUUUCGUCAAGCCGUCUAGGGUCGCCAACAAGGCGAACCCUCAGAAGAUUGUCUCGGCCGCGAGCAAGUCAGCCGCGAACCCCACACUCGGAAAUCCCGACUCCUCCAUGCGCGCUCCCUCGAAGCCCGCCCAAUCUAAACCGGCCACCAUGAGGCCCGCUUCCUCCAAUGCUGCUCCCCGCAAGCCCUCUUCUUCGGCUCCUACCUCGUUCUCCUCCAUCUACGGCGCCCUCACCGCGUCCCUCGAGGCAUCGAACAAGCGCAACAUCUCUAAGGGCAUCUCGGCAUUCACCAGCCGCAACCAAGAUGUUGCCCCGGCGUCCCAGAAGCGCAAGCGCGAGGAUGAUGCCUCCUCCUCCGAAGCCAACAAGCACACUCGCGUUGAUGGUCCCACUACUACUGAAGCAGUCAGGGCCCUCGCCAAGAAGGACAACGCUUCUCCAUCUGAAGCUCCCAAAGCGCCCAUCAAGCGCAAGCGCUCUGAAAACGCUGCCACACCCAUCACCACCACCACCACCACCACCACCACCGCAGCCGCCAGGUCGCCUGUCACGAUCAGGCGCCAUCAGAACCACGCCGCCAACGCCCAGGCUCGCUCCGCCCGCGCCGACGCCCACAGGUCGCCGCCCCUCAAGCGCAAGCGGGACGAGGAUGAUGUCGUCCCGGUCCUUGUCGCAGCUGUCAGGGCUACUGGCAAGCGUCGGCGCCUGGCCGAUGUCGCGCCCGAGCCUUCUUACCGCCACGUCUGCAACCGUGGCCUCCUCAACACCUCCGACGCACGCAAGCUUCGCCGUGCCGCCAGCGCCAUGCCGGCCGGCAUGUCCGCACGUCGCUUCGGUAUCGCCCUGAAGCCGACGGUGAAGUCGGUGCUGCCGAGCUACGGCAUCAACAAGGGCCCUUCCGCCCCUGCCGCUCCAUCCCCGUCCCUUCGCGCCGCCCCUGCGCCAUCUUCGCAGAGCACCAGGCGUCCUGCCACGGCUGCUGGCGGCCGUGGUGACAACCAACUCCAUAGCACCCCGCCCAUCAAGGAGGAACCAACCACACCCCCUCGCCACCGCCCGCGCAUCACAUUCAAGGAGCGCGCCGCGGCGGCCCGCUUCGGUGGGCAGAUCACCCGCAAGAUCAUUGACGACCGCGAGCUCGCACGCACGCAGCGGGAGGUGGAGUCCGAACACCUCUCCGAGAUGAUGAAGGCGGACGGCAUGGGGCCGGAUCCGCAGAUCUCCAUCGAUGCGAAGAAGGUUCGUACGCGGAGGAGGGUCACGGAUGGGAGGAUCAGGUGGAACGACUACUAG